Molecule: messenger RNA, 867 nt
Organism: Tripterygium wilfordii
Lineage: Eukaryota; Viridiplantae; Streptophyta; Magnoliopsida; Celastrales; Celastraceae
Exons: 3
Coding region: 41-664 (207 amino acids)
Source: RefSeq, a predicted model, not a curated record
AGCGAUGACCUGAGUCUUCACUGAGGGAGAUGCCAAAGCCAUGGCACAAAUUCUCAACCUGAACAACCUACCCGCGGCGACCAGAGCCGAAUCCAAUGGCCUCCGACUAUCCUACGCCACCCGCAAUAAAAACGACAACCAGCAGUGGACUUCUCUUCAGCGAAAGCUCAACUGUAACGGCAGGUUUUCUUGCCUCUUCUCAGAUAAUCGCAGAGAGGAACAGGCUAGGAAAGCACUAGAAAGUGCACUUGGCGGAAAGAAGAAUGAAUUUGAGAAAUGGAACAAAGAAAUAAAAAAGCGAGAGGAGGUGGGAGGAGGAGGAGGAGAUACUGGGGGAGGAGGUUGGUUUGGCUGGGGAGGGCGAUUUGGUUGGUCUAAUGGUGACCAUUUCUGGCAAGAAGCACAACAGACAUGUCUCGCUGUCUUAGGGAUUUUGAUCAUGUAUCUCAUAGUUGCGAAAGGUGAACUGAUGCUUGCUGUCGUCUUCAAUCCAUUGCUGUAUUGUUUACGAGGAAUAAGAAAUGGAUUCAGUAUGAUUACAUCAAGAAUCCAGAGAAAGUCAUCACUGGAUAUCCCUGCUCAUCUUGCUGAUAUGUCCAGGAAAGAAGUCUACAGCAGUGUUUCAGCCAAAGAGAGAGUUUUAAGGAAAUGGGGAAAUGAGUGAGAGCUUUAUUUUUAGUUUAGAGAUUAAUUCACCGGCUUGUAAUGUGUUAAUUGCUGUUGUACCCCAUGCUUUUUGGCCUUUCAUGUGAAGAAACUAGGGAUCAAACUUCUGUUGAGCAACUUAUUGAGCAACAGUAACGAAAAAUUUUCAUUGAUGGGAUCAUGGAAUAUCAAUAUUUCAUAGUUACUUGAUUCUUUUAAGUC